Quercus robur (English oak) is the source of this 2769-nucleotide messenger RNA. RefSeq names its product long chain base biosynthesis protein 1. The record is from RefSeq and is a predicted model, not a curated record. Gene Ontology annotation, molecular function: pyridoxal phosphate binding; serine C-palmitoyltransferase activity. NCBI's taxonomy places the organism in Eukaryota, Viridiplantae, Streptophyta, Magnoliopsida, Fagales, Fagaceae. The transcript has 13 exons. Gene Ontology annotation, cellular component: endoplasmic reticulum. The coding region runs from base 1021 to 2514 and encodes 497 amino acids. Gene Ontology annotation, biological process: ceramide biosynthetic process; sphingosine biosynthetic process.
AAUCAUAAAUCAAAAUCAUAGAUCAGAAACGAAGAAAGAUAGAUCUGAAAAGAAGAAGGAAACAAAUACACAUACAUACACACUCACACCGAGAGAGAGAGAACGAAUCACAGAUCAGAGAAGAAGAUCAUAGAUCAGAAACAUAGAUCAGAAACGAAGAAAGACUCAUAGAUCAGAAAAGAAGAAGGAAACAGAUACACAUACAUACACACACACCGAAAGAGAGAGAAAGAAUCACAGAUCAGAAAAGAGGAAUCAUAGAUCAGAAUCAUAGAUCAGAAAAGAAGAAGGAAACAGAUAUACAUACAUACACACACCGAGAAAGAGAGAAAGAAUCACAGAUCAGAAUCAUAGAUCAGAAACAAAGAAAGCCUCAUAGAUCCAAGAAGAAUACCAGUUCUUUGGCUCGCUUAGCGCGGCGGCGGACAGAGCGGAAGAGGAAAACAGAGAUAGAGCCGGUGAGGAGAACGCUGGUUGCGACUUGGAUAGUAGGAGGGUUGUCUGUGGUGGCGAAAAUGGAAGGAAAACUCGGUGGGAGCUCCAUUGGACCAUACUUUCUCUUUUCUUUUCUUUUUUAACGCCGUUUGCUUGAGCUGUUAAAUUGGACAAGUGUCAAAAUUUUAAAUAGGAACCUACGGUAGUGUAGCUAAGGAACUGUACUUGAGUUUUGCCCAUUAAAUUUACCUCCGUAGGAGUCAAUGGGAAUUGGUUGACCCUAUCCCUCGUUUUUUAUAAUUUUUUUUUUCUUUUCUGAGUCUGAGAAAACCAAUGAAGGAAAAAAUACAAGUAGAAGGAUAAGAAGAAUCAGCUGCUCUGAAUAGUCAGUGCCGUGUCCAAAAUACUCUAUUACCAGGUUCUCUCUCUCUCUCUCCACAAUCUCAAUCUCUCUUCACUCAUUUCCAUGUGCCAUCAGAUUGAUUUACGUUAAAAUUGAUUGGAUUUGAUUCUGGUCUCUAAGCCACUUGCUGCGGUGACGAGUGUCAAGACAUUGUACUUACAUUAGUAUCCUUGUCUAUGUGAAUGAUGAAUGAAGCCUCUAUGAACCCUCAAUUUGAGAUAUCAAGUAAAAUGGCAUCAGCUGUUCUGAAAAUAGUUAAUACUACUUUAGAUUGGGUUACCAUGGCUUUAGAUGCUCCUUCUGCUCGAGCUGUUGUUUUUGGAGUGCAUAUUGGCGGGCAUUUAUUUGUGGAAGUUCUUCUUCUGGUGGUCAUCCUUUUCCUACUUUCCCAAAAAAGUUACAAGCCCCCUAAGAGGCCUUUAACAAAGAAGGAAAUAGAUGAGCUAUGUGAUGAAUGGGUCCCAGAAUCUCUCAUUCCUCCUAUUACAGAAGAGAUGCAGAGUGAACCUCCCGUGUUGGAAAGUGCUGCAGGGGUGCAUACAAUAAUCAAUGGCAAAGAAGUUGUCAAUUUUGCUUCAGCAAAUUAUCUUGGAUUGAUAGGACAUGAGAAGUUACUUGAGUCAUGUACGUCUGCAUUGGAGAAAUAUGGUGUUGGGUCUUGUGGUCCUCGUGGGUUCUAUGGAACAAUCGAUGUACACCUUGAUUGUGAAGCAAGAAUAGCAAAGUUUUUGGGAACUCCUGAUUCAAUUCUCUAUUCUUAUGGACUCUCCACCAUGUUCAGUGCAAUUCCAGCAUUCUGCAAAAAAGGAGACAUCGUUGUGGUGGAUGAGGGAGUCCACUGGGGAAUACAAAAUGGCCUUUACCUUUCUAGAAGCACAAUUGUGUAUUUCAAACACAAUGAUGUGGAAUCUCUAAGAAAUACUCUGGAGAAAUUCACUGCAGAGAAUCAACGGGCUAAGAAAUUGCGGCGCUACAUUGUUGUGGAAGCUGUAUACCAGAAUUCUGGCCAAAUUGCUCCCUUAGAUGAGAUCAUUAGAUUGAAGGAGAAACAUCGGUUUCGUGUUUUAUUGGAUGAGAGCAACUCAUUUGGAGUGCUUGGCAGUUCUGGAAGAGGUCUCACUGAGUACUGUGGGGUUCCAAUUGACAAGAUAGAUAUUGUAACUGCUGCAAUGGGACAUGCAUUAGCCACAGAAGGAGGAUUCUGCACUGGAAGUGCUAGAGUUAUUGAUCACCAACGAUUGAGCAGUUCCGGAUACGUUUUUUCUGCUUCCUUGCCCCCCUAUCUUGCGAGUGCUGCAAUAACCGCUAUUGAUGUCCUGGAGGAAAAUCCUGGUCUGAUAAAGAAGCUGAAGGCAAACACUGCUCUCUUAUGGAAAGGACUGUCAGAUAUACCUGGCCUCUCGAUAGCAAGUAAUCCUGAAUCACCCAUUGUUUUUCUCAAAUUAGAGAAGUCAACAGGAUCAAUGAAAAAUGACUUAAGCCUUCUUGAGGACAUUGCUGACCAUGUGUUGAAGGAAGACUCCGUAUUUGUGGUGGCUUCCAAAAGAUCAACACUUGAUAAGUGCCGUUUGCCCGUUGGUAUCAGAUUGUUUGUUUCUGCGGCCCAUUCAGAAUCUGAUCUGCAGAAGGCAGCUGAAUCAUUGAAAAGAGUUACAGCAUUGGUGCUCAAGAGUUAAAACUAGUUAAACUGAGUGGUGCAUGUCAAAUCUCUACUCUGUCCGCUCUUGCCGGACCUCAUCAGGUUUCUUUUAGAUGCCCUUCAUAUUUUAAGACAAUUUUUGUAAUGUAGGCUACGGCCUGUCAUUGUUGAUAAUUUAUGUAGUAAUUCCUGUGCAAUUAUUUUUAGAAUGACAAAUUUUGUUCAUGCAACUUUUGAGUACUUUUAAUAUAAGCCAUAGUUUUAAUAGCAUCCUUUGGGGUGUCUUAUCACA